AUGAAUACUGAUUCCAGUUUAUCACCAACAAAUAAAGAUUCAACACUUAUGAAUACAUCUUCAAAUUUGAAUAUGAUGCAAACAGCUACAUAUUAUCAUAAACAAUAUCAAUCAACUAUUGAUGACGUUUUUCCAGCAUCAAAUGAUGUUUCAUCAUCAGUUAAUAAUAUGAUAUCAUCAUUAACAUUUUCUAAGUCAGUUACAAAUUCAAUGCGUGAGUAUGAAUAUCCAUGGAUGAGACCAGGUAUUUAUAAAUAUUUAACACGUCGACGACGAAUUGAAAUUGCUCGUAGUCUUGAAUUAACUGAACGACAAAUUAAAAUUUGGUUUCAAUGUCGUCGAUGUUGCGAGCAAUAUGGGAAGUUUAAAUCGCGUAAUGAUCCAUAUGUUCAACUCGAAGCAAAUGCAACAAAUCAUGGUCAAAAUCAUCAUUCAUCUGGUAUAUCAACUAAUGAUACAUCAUGA
Molecule: messenger RNA, 465 nt
Organism: Rotaria sp. Silwood1
Lineage: Eukaryota; Metazoa; Rotifera; Eurotatoria; Philodinida; Philodinidae
Source: the annotation of a GenBank genome assembly